CACUGCUUUAGUUCUCAUGAGCAGGAAGAUUUGCUUGAAGCUAUCCUGAAACUGGAACCCAGGCUGGUUUGUUUGCCAGCCAGUGCUUCACAGCUGUCAGCCUCAGUCGCAAGUGGCAGCUACUCUGAGUAGCUUCCGUGCAUUAUGAAGAAUUUUUCAUUUCCUAUGCAGGAUAACACACAUCAGACCGAGAGUCCUCCUCCUCACAGAUUCCUGAGUUUGACAAAUCAGUCAGAUCCUAUUGGAAGACCAGAAAGAGAUGAGCAAUUAGCUCAAGUAGAGAUUGCUGUACUGGGGGUCAUAUUUCUGACAGCGUCUGUGGGCAAUUUCAUUCUUGUACUGGUGCUGUGGCGAAGAAGAAAGAAGCUGUCUAGGAUGUAUGUAUUCAUGCUUCACCUCAGCAUUGCUGACUUAGUGGUAGCCUUUUUCCAAGUGCUGCCUCAACUCAUAUGGGAUAUUACAGAUGUUUUCAUAGGGCCAGAUUUCUUGUGCAGAAUUAUCAAGUAUCUACAAUUGCUGGGCAUGUUUGCCUCUACUUAUAUGAUAGUGGUCAUGACAGUGGACAGAUAUCAAGCCGUUUGCUACCCUAUGGUCACUUUCCAAAAGAAGAGAGCUCUCUGGAACAUCCCCAUUUGCAGCAGCUGGUCUAUAGCACUGAUUCUUAGCCUACCACAGGUAUUUAUCUUUUCUAAGACUGAAAUAUCUCCAGGUGUCUUUGAAUGUUGGGGUGAAUUUAUUCAGCCCUGGGGCCCAAGGGCAUACGUGACUUGGAUUUUUGUAGUUAUAUUCUUCAUUCCCUCAGCAAUCCUUAUCACAUGCCAGGUCAAGAUUUGCAAAAUAAUCAGAAGAAACAUAAAUGUGAAAAAACAGAAUGAAUGUGAAGCAACAAAUCAGAAUCAAGUCCUGCCAUCCCGAGCAAGCAGUGUGAACUGUAUUUCAAAGGCUAUGAUCAAGACAGUAAAAAUGACAGUGGUGACAGUUGUUGCCUAUGUUCUCUGUUGGUCUCCUUUCUUCAUUGCCCAGCUGUGGUCUGUGUGGUUCCCCAGCAUCCUGACCGAAGGUUCGGCAUUCACCAUUAUAAUGCUCCUUGGCAAUCUAAAUAGCUGUGCCAACCCAUGGAUUUACAUGUAUUUCUGUGGCCAGAUCCCAUAUUGCACAAGUAAGCAGCUGGACAAUACCUCGGCUCAAGAGGAAUCCGUGUUCACGGGGAGCAUUCAUCUCGCAGACAGAGACCCUGAGGAUAACAGUACUGCUGCAUAAAUGCUGAGAGCUUUUUGUUGUUUUGUUACAUUCCCUCUGUUCACAAGACAUAUCGAUAGUUUACCAUCAUCCCUUAUUUUGUGGAUAAGGAAACUGGAAAAUUGUUUUUUUGUUGUAAAAAUAUGUUUCUCUGCAGUUCUCUAGUGUAUUCAGGAAGUUUCUGUGUUGUGCAAGCCUGACUCAGUGUUUCAAUCACCACUGUCUUAUAAGAAUGAAUUCCUGUAAAGACUGACAAAGAUACAUAAAAGUAUCUUAGAUAUUUUGUGUCCUAAAGUACUUCCCCGUCUGUAAUUCUGGAUUUCUAAGUAGUAAAAUUUUAUUGCUACCUGGUCCAACAAAUUGAAACAUAAUUGAAAAGAAACCUGAUCUAAUUAAACUUAAAUAUGUUUUCAGAGUAAACCAUGAAUUGUUCAUCAUUCUGGUGUGACUGAGAGACAGUGACAAAACUUCAGAAGGCAGCACAAAGUCAGAAAAAGCUUUUGCCAGCUCUUACUAGAACCUAGUUUAAAUUAACUCUUUAUGUACAUUUAUAAAAUGUCAAGCAGAUUAAUAUAAUUAAAAAAUUGAAAGAAUUUCGUGUGCUUGUGACAUUGAACCCCUGCUUCAGUUUCAAAUUCCAUUGUGCAUUGCAGGUAUCAGCAGCAUAGCAGCAGUUCAGGUUUUUUGGCUUCACACCAUGGGAUUUGAUUUUCCAUGCAUUUCCUGAUGUGUAAGCAGUUAACUGGACACCUACACAUGCCCCAUACACACACAUAUAUACAUACUAUAAAUAGAAGUGGCUGCUAAGAGUGACACUGUUUUUUGGCAUUCAGACCCAUUCGUUCUAGCAUGGGAUUUAUUGGCACAGAACCAAUUAUUAUUCUAUUCCUUAGUACCCCUUUAGUUUCAAGUUCAAAUAUUUCCCUUUGCUGUAAAAAUAAAUCCACAUAUCUUUAUUUCAAAUGCCCUUUGGUUGCUGGUUUGUGGGUGUUAUGUCCAGGUAGCUAUUUAUUUCCUUUCGAUGUCUGCAAACUGAUCAGAGGAACAUGGAAGGAAUAUCAGCAAGGCUCUUUCAGGUGAGAAUGGAUCUGCAUACC
Molecule: messenger RNA, 2336 nt
Organism: Haemorhous mexicanus (house finch)
Lineage: Eukaryota; Metazoa; Chordata; Aves; Passeriformes; Fringillidae
Product: arg8-vasotocin receptor-like
Exons: 2
Coding region: 145-1260 (371 amino acids)
Biological process (GO): positive regulation of vasoconstriction; G protein-coupled receptor signaling pathway; regulation of systemic arterial blood pressure by vasopressin
Cellular component (GO): membrane
Molecular function (GO): peptide binding; vasopressin receptor activity
Source: RefSeq, a predicted model, not a curated record